CUGUACCACACCUCAUCAUUAUCACCUUCGAGAGACUUAUUGCCCAUCUAGUACUCCGAGUCACAGCACGAUGGAUCCUGGCGCUACAUCUCAAUUAACUUGUGCUGCAUGUAACAAGUCGAGCUUGGGCUCAGACGCGUCUACCGGUGGUCUUCAGAGAUGCUCAAAAUGCAAGACCACAUACUACUGCUCGCGGGAAUGUCAAGUCACGCAUUGGCCUUCACACAAGUCUCAAUGUCACGCUACCGCCGCCGGCUCAUCCACAAGCACCUCAGCAUCUCCAUCUUCAAGCAGUGAAGUCACGGGUGUCAUGGUUCCUUGCGACGGCGAACGUCGUCUGCAUGGAUUCAUGAAGUCCGUUUCCAUCGGCCCUGACCACCCCAUUCACACAAAGGGUGUCGUUUCUCCCGUUUCGCAGAAGCUUGGGUUCCCUGUCGUUAUUUAUCGACAUCUUCCAGACGGAGGCUAUGGCGCGGAAUAUGAUUGUCAGAUUGCGACGUAUUUGAUGAUCGACCCGGUCUCUGGUUUUGCACCCUUCGAGUGGCAGUCCGCGGUGGGCAGCGUCACAGUUAUGCGGCAAGACGGAAAACCCCUCACCACGCAAGCCCUCGAGACCCUGUGGAUGUUCUGCUCGAAUCUGCUCGACAGGUUUGGCGACGAUGAUGGUGGGCCUGGCUCACAGCUGAAGCAUAUGACGCCGGCAGCCUGGAAGAAGUUUUGUAGGUCGUAUGUUGAAGAGGUCAAGGGUUAUGGCACGAGGAACGACUUUGACGAUGUGCAGUUGCCGUUCUAGUUUUGCCAUCGUCCUAAGUGUGUGCAUUGCUAGUGUUUCUCAGUUGGCAUUGGAUGCUCCUGGACUUCUGUUUCUCAUGGCUCGUUCUAUGAAAUGCUCGCGGUAUGGUUAUGUAUGUGUAUACUGUAUUUCCGAGGAGCACCCGUGUAUAUAUCACCAUCAUUUAUUUUCUCUAUGUAGUAUUCUCUUCGUCUACCC
This is a messenger RNA of Stereum hirsutum FP-91666 SS1, 991 nucleotides long. RefSeq lists its product as uncharacterized. Gene Ontology annotation, molecular function: DNA-binding transcription factor activity, RNA polymerase II-specific. The transcript has 3 exons. The coding region runs from base 71 to 793 and encodes 240 amino acids. Lineage: Eukaryota; Fungi; Basidiomycota; Agaricomycetes; Russulales; Stereaceae. The record is from RefSeq and is a predicted model, not a curated record. Gene Ontology annotation, biological process: regulation of transcription by RNA polymerase II. Gene Ontology annotation, cellular component: nucleus.